Molecule: messenger RNA, 622 nt
Organism: Abrus precatorius (Indian licorice)
Lineage: Eukaryota; Viridiplantae; Streptophyta; Magnoliopsida; Fabales; Fabaceae
Product: dehydration-responsive element-binding protein 3
Exons: 1
Coding region: 26-622 (198 amino acids)
Biological process (GO): regulation of DNA-templated transcription
Molecular function (GO): DNA binding; DNA-binding transcription factor activity
Source: RefSeq, a predicted model, not a curated record
AAAACUUUCUAUCAGAAUUUCUUCAAUGGGUGAGGCUUCGAGCCCAGAAACAGACACGAACUGCACUUCACCCUCUUCAUCACCUCCACCAUCGAACUCGAAGAAGCGAGGGAGAGAGAACACUAACACAAAGCACCCACUCUACAGAGGGGUUCGAAUGCGCACGUGGGGAAAAUGGGUAUCCGAAAUCCGCGAGCCACGUAAGAAGAACCGAAUCUGGCUAGGCACGUUCGCCACCGCCGAGAUGGCGGCGCGUGCACACGACGUCGCCGCGUUAACCAUAAAAGGCUCCUCCGCAAUCCUCAACUUCCCCGAACUCGCUUCCUCUCUGCCCCGACCCGCUUCCAACUCGCCCCGAGACGUUCAAGCCGCCGCCGCCAAGGCCGCUUCCAUGGAGGCUCCUCCUCUCACCCCUCCCUCCCCAGCGUCCACGCCGGAGGAUCUCGCCGAGAUUGUGGAGCUUCCGCCGUUGGGAACGAGUUUCGAAUCGCCCGACCCGUCUACCGAGUUCGUUUUCUUCGACCCGGAUGAUGGGUGGCCCUAUUCUCACCCGUGGUUACACGGCAUUCAUGACGGUGGGUACUUCGUUGGUGACAUGAACUCGAUAUCACUGUGGCCUUAG